Molecule: messenger RNA, 3105 nt
Organism: Anthostomella pinea
Lineage: Eukaryota; Fungi; Ascomycota; Sordariomycetes; Xylariales; Xylariaceae
Source: the annotation of a GenBank genome assembly
AUGAACUUCCUCCGAAGGGGUCGCAGACGUGGAGACGGUGCCAGCUCCGCCGCCUCAAAACAGCGCAUACUAGAACUAGAGGCCGACGAUGAAGAGGCCAUCUAUCUUCCUGGCCACGGCAAGAUUUACGUCACCCAGACCAAGAAUGGCAAGCCUGCAUUUGGUCGAAGAAGACCGGACAAGCUGUUGGAGGAGUACGGUUUCGACAUCCUCGGCCAGAGCCUCGGCAUCCCCUCCCGCAGAGAUCUUGAGCGUCAAGCACGGCAGUCGCAGGAACCUCGGCGUAUGAGCGUGGCCUCCCAGAGUUCGGGCAUCAUCACGGCUCCCAACUCCCCGCGCCAGAGCAGAGGCAUCCUGAAGCACACACAAGAUGACUACAGCUACGGCCAGCUAGACGACCGCCGUGUGUAUCGCGUCCACGAUGACUCUGGUGACGACUCGCCGGUGACCGUCAGUAAGGCGAGCAGUAUACGCUCCUCUUCCACUCCCGCCCCGGGUGCCCGGCGUCGACGUGGUAGUAGACCCGACUAUAACGCCUAUGUUGAUGGUGCGUACGACGCAAGCAACCCGUACCCAACGGCAGGAUAUUUCUACCCGCCUCAUCCACCUCCUCAUCCUCAUGCUGGCCCCUGGAACUAUCCUGGCACGAUGAACCACUACACGUCACCCAUGGCACCUGGUUAUGGUCCCACAGCCUAUCCGCCUGCGCAUUGCCCAGGUUGUCCUCCCCAGGUCACGCCUGGUGGUGGUCCCCCGGGAUGGGCACCGCCGCAACCCCAAAUGAAUUACCAGUACAAGAACCCGAUGGGCUUCCCCGUCCCGCAGACGACUUCGAUGCCUACCCUUCCUCAGAAUCAGUACAUGCAUCAGCACUUGGCCCCUUACCCGCCUGUUGGCGCCACUGCACACGCCCCGGCACCUCCUCCUACAGUUCAGCCUACACAUACGGCUCCGUUUCAGGUUCCGCCUCCGCCGCCGCCUCCGCCUCCUGCACCCCCGGCACUUGCCCAGGGCCACGGUACUGCGUCGGGACAUGUCAAUGCUGCUCAACAGGAACAGGCGCUGGCCCCGAAGCAGACCGACAAGGACAAGCAUGAUGCCGUGCCAGCUGCGGACGCUGCAGACCGACCUCAGACAAGCAUAGAAGUCACGAAUAUUAAGUCAGCGACAAAGGAAAAGAACAAGCAGCACAUCAGCAGACGCAUUCGACAUGUCCAUAUUUGCGCUGGGUGCGGAAAGAAGCGGUCCCGGGAGUACCAGAAGGCGCACCCUCUGAAAAGGGGCGAGAUACCGGAGCCCGACUACUGCUACCGAUGCAUACGUGAUGCCGCGGACAGUUCGUCCGAGCUAUCCAGCAGCGAUAGUGCUGAUGAUAUCUCGUUUAUAGAGUACGCCAAAGAAGCGCCUAUGUCCGGCCCCAGCACGGAUGAAGGUCGUGCCACCGCCAACGGUAGUUAUGUCCGCGAGAAGAAUCCGCAAGGCCCUCCUCGAUGGAUCAAAAAGUCGAGACGACUCAGCCUGCUAUCCGACAUCCUAUUGAAUGGCGUUGGCUCCAAGUCUCGACCGAAGCUGGCCAAGUCGAUCUCAUCAGCCGAAGAGUCGAGAUCUAGAGCUUCGUCACCCGCUAGAGGACCGAAGGUUGAUCUCCGAAGCUCCAGACGUACCCGCCAAUCUAUGUAUCGCAGUGUAGACAACUCCAAAGAGAGUGUGCCGCUACCCCAAAUCAGCACAUCUUCGUUGUCCCAGACGACACCUGCCAAGGAUACCACUCCAGCCGUGUCGAAGGGCAGUUCUCGAGGCAAGCAGGCGGCGCCGACCACCACCAAGCGUGACCGAGGUAACACCACCGAGGAUACGAUGCGAUCCGAAGUUCGACUGUCGAAGGGGUCAUCGGACGUGACAUACAAGAAGGGCGUUGCGCAUUCCUCCAAGCUCGAUUUGCCCAACGAGCCCCCUGGAGCCCCAGAGCCAGUCACAUCGAACGCGUCUUGGGCGUCUGGUAAGGCAUCUUCGAGGGUGCCUUCCAACAUCUCCGCUAGGCUUCCCUCAGUUGUCUCCUCCCAAGUCUCCUCCAAGAAUGCCGCAAAGGCCGCGAACGCCUCUCCUUCGAAAGACGCCGUGCCUGUCGAGGAACACCAGGGUCCCUUUAGCGCAUAUGAGCAGCCCAGCGUUCACCAUGAAUCGUCGGAAGCAAUGCCAACAAACUUUCCUGACUUUUACAAUGAUAGGCCUGCCAGCAGCUAUUAUCAGCAGCCCGAUUUCGGGUUUCUCGCCCACGAGGGCCGACGUCACUCCACUACAAGUACUGCGGAUGCCCAGGAGCCUUUCGAAUUCAUCCCCUUCCCGGAGUCGAAUCAGUUUGAAGCCUGGCCACAAGAGCCCUUGCCGGAGCUGGAUACCCUCAAUAACACGCCUACGCAUGCUCCCAGAUGGGAUGAGCCAGCCAUACCUACGGACUCGUCGUUCGGCGACAGGGAUGCAUUCUAUUGUUUCAUGAGAAACGAUUCGUGGGCGCACAUCAAGUCGGACAUCGAGCGAGAGGCCGAAGAGAUGGCCGAGCGGGACUUGGCUGCAGCUGGUAAGCUCUUCGGGGGCUUCGACAGCUCCUGGGGUGGCUCGGCCACCUCGUCAUUUCCUGUCUCCAGCCUUCUGACGCGAAGUGAAAUCUCGAUAGAGUCCUGCGAAUCCGACGAGGCGCGCAACGAUAGAAACGUUGCUUACGAGAUGGCCGAAGGUUCGGACGCAGGGGAGACUGUCAAAGACGAGCGCAAGUCGGUUAAGCAACUAGAGUUCUCCAGCGAUGAUGAUCUACACCACCGGGACGUUUCGCCACUAGUCAACGGCUCGAACUCGAUGCCUCGUGCCGAACGUCGAAGUGGUCGGUCCCGUGCGUCGAACGAGCCUGCGAGAAACCUGUACGACUGCGAUGACAACGACUCAAGCGUCUCGUCCGAAAUCCUGCCGCCGGCCUCGGGAUCUUCUGUGCUCGCGCACACGGGACACUCCAUGGACGACCUAGAACUGGCCGCAGCUGGAGACGAGAGCUCCAGCCAAACGACUGUCGGCGACAAGAGUCGUCGCAUUCGUCGCUUCAUGCGACUGUAA